This is a messenger RNA of Leptidea sinapis, 872 nucleotides long. RefSeq lists its product as uncharacterized. The transcript is spliced from 4 exons. The record is from RefSeq and is a predicted model, not a curated record. Bases 117 to 758 code for a protein of 213 amino acids. Lineage: Eukaryota; Metazoa; Arthropoda; Insecta; Lepidoptera; Pieridae.
GACAGCGUCACACAGAAAUAUUCUAUCUAAGCCAAAAACAAGCUUUCUCAUAUAAAAUGACAAAAUUAACGUGUAAUAAAGAAAUUUAGAUUGGUUGGUUCUUCAAAUCCUGUAUUAUGGUUCGGUGGAGGACAGGCGUUGUGCUGGCAAUGCUCUUCCUGAUGCCAGCUAUUUGUCAGCAAGGAUCGGAAGACAACGAAGACGAGGAAGACAAGUCGCAAGGAUCACCUGAUGAGGACGAAGAUGAAGACAAUGAGGAUACAAUUGAAGAUGAGCCAGAACCUGCUCCGAAGCCAGAGCUGCCAGUGCGGAGAGCGCCAAUGUACAACGUGAUAGCCACGAAGACCGUGCCAGUCACACGCACGACCAAGAGAAGACCGCUGGAGUGUUUUGUUUGUGCUUACAAACCGGAGACGCCCCUUCGAGCCUGCUUGGAUCCAAUUAAAUUUAGGGUGCACACUAUGACAUGUCACAACUUGGAUGACAAGUGUGUGACUUCGGUCAUAUCUAAGGGUAAUUCAUACGAGGCGAUUACACGCGGCUGUCGCUCGAGCUGUCUGGGUUCGCCGGAAACGACCUGUUGUGAGCUGGAUCGUUGUAACAACCAGGCCUUAGCCAUGCCAACGGUGGUCGCUCCAAGGGCGAUAGUAUCAGGAGACAGUUAUAGUAAGGCCUUGAAACUGCUUGCGACGCCGGUCCUUUUCUUUGUGACGAUACUCUUAUUGUUGCAAACCGUGGUGAAAGUAAACAUCGUGUGAAAUAAAUUCUACAAGUUAUUGAUACUUAGCACCCUGUUGAGUAAUUAUAAUCUCUUGUUUGUGACGUGUAUCUUUAAUAAGGAACAGUUCUGUUGAAUAUAUUGUAUUGUGAAA